Molecule: messenger RNA, 2661 nt
Organism: Rhineura floridana
Lineage: Eukaryota; Metazoa; Chordata; Lepidosauria; Squamata; Rhineuridae
Product: vomeronasal type-2 receptor 26-like
Exons: 6
Coding region: 1-2661 (886 amino acids)
Biological process (GO): G protein-coupled receptor signaling pathway
Cellular component (GO): membrane
Molecular function (GO): G protein-coupled receptor activity
Source: RefSeq, a predicted model, not a curated record
AUGGUAAUGCAGUUUUUAAGGGGUAGUUUUGUCAACAGGAUCAUGCUGGUGUCGGUGCUUGUACUGCUGUGUCAUACUAUAUGCAAGACACAUUCCAUUAAUUGUAGCAUAUUUAAUGAUGCCAUUCCUCAUGAAUUUUACCAACCAGGAGACAUUGUCAUUGGCCAGAUUGUUUCUCAAGUCCUCUACCUCUAUAAUAUCCCCUCGUUCAUGGAAGAGCCUGCACAGAUGGUGAUUGACGAUGAACCUAUUUCAGUGCCAAAGGACUAUCAGCACAUCCUGGCCUUAGCAUUUGCUGUCAAAGAGAUCAAUGAGAAUCCCAACAUUUUAUCAAAUAUCACCCUGGGGUUCCGCAUCCUCAAUAGCUACUCUGCAAGGAUGACCUAUAAGGCUACUCUGAGCCUGCUUUCCUCACAACAUAGUUUUGUUCCCAACUUCAAGUGUGACAACCAGAACAAUCAGUUAGCUCUCAUUGGAGGAUAUACCUCUGGAAUCUCUGCCAAUAUAGCCAUCAUUUCAGCAAUCCACAAGACUCCCCAGCUCACGUAUGGAUCAUUUUUGCCACUACAAGGUGCCAAAAUGUUAUUCCCAUUUUUGUACCAGAUGGUUCCAGCUGAAUCCCAUCAGCACAUAGGAAUUGUGCGGUUACUUCAGCAUUUCAAAUGGACAUGGAUUGGGCUUUGGGCUGUGAAUGAUGACAAAGGGGAGAGGUUUUUACAGACAAUUGUGCCUAUACUCUCCCAGAAUGGCAUAUGUUAUGCCUUCAUAGUGAGAAUACCAGAACCAAAUUAUGUGGAUGAAAUGAUAGACUUUGCUUUACAGCAUUUUGAAAGCUAUAAAAGGGUCUUUGAGGUUAACCCUAGUGUAUUUUGUAUUUAUGGAGAACCUCCAUCCUUUCAGGUUUUGAGAGUGUUGCUGUUUGCAGCACCCUUCUUUGCAUUGCCACCCUUGGGUAAAGUAUGGAUUGUUACAUCCCACUGGGAUUUUGCAUCAGUAUCUAUUCAGAAGUUUUGGGAUAUACAAACUUUCCAUGGUACCAUAUCUUUCACAGUUCACUCAGAUCAGCCAUUAGGAUUCCAAAAAUUUAUUCAGACGAUAAGACCUUCUUCAGCAAAUCAGGAUGGUUUUAUCCAGGACUUCUGGGAGCAGGCAUUCAGUUGUUCAUUAAAACUGUCUCAAGGGAGGGAGGAUGAGGAUGAGAGGAAAACCUGCACUGGAGAGGAGAAGCUAGAGAGCAUUCCAGGAAUCUUGUUUGAAAUGAACAUGAUUGGCCACAGCUACAAUGUCUACAAUGCUAUCUAUGCUGUGGCCCAUGCUUUGCAUUCAAUAUAUAAAGACUGGUCCAAACACAGAAGAUUAGAGGAAAGAGAGAGAUUGUCAUUUCGGAAUAUGCAAUCGUGGCAGGUACAUCACUUUCUAGGACGCAUUAUGUUCAAUAACAGUGCUGGAGAUACUGUGUGCUUUGAUGACAAUAGAGAAUUAGUUGUAGGUUUUGAUAUGACAAACUGGAUGAUAUUUCCUAAUGGCUCAAUUGUUAGAUUACAAGUUGGAAGACUGGGAUCUAACAGUCCUCCAGGCAAAGAGUUAACCAUUUAUGAUGACCAAAUUGUGUGGCAUCCAAACUUUAAUCAGGUGCUGCCUGUUUCUGUGUGCAAUGACAACUGCUAUCCUGGCUUCAGCAGGAAAAAGAAAGAAGGAGAGAAGUUUUGCUGCUACGAUUGUGCUCCGUGUCCAGCAGGGAUGACCUCUAGCCAGAAAGAUAUGGAUGCCUGUGUCAAAUGUCCAGAAGACAAAUAUCCCAACAAGAACCAAACUCAAUGCAUUCCCAAGGUUCUAAGCUACCUCUCUUACAAAGGAGUUUUAGGGACUAUUUUAGCUAUCUUGUCUAUUUCUUUCUCUCUUAUCACAAUUUUAGUACUUGGAAUUUUUCUGAAGCACAAGGAAACCCCCAUAGUCAAAGCCAACAACCAGACCCUCACCUACAUUCUGCUCAUCUCUCUUCUCCUUUGCUUCAUCUGCUCCUUAGUUUUCAUUGGACAGCCUGGAAAAGUGAUCUGCACUCUACGACAAACAGCUUUUGGAAUUAUCUUCUCUGUGGCCCUUUCUUCUGUGUUAGCAAAGACUAUCACUGUGAUUGUGGCAUUCAUGGCAAUCAAGCCAGGAUCCAGGAUGAGAAAAUGGGUUGGAAAAGGACUGGCAAAUUCUAUUGUCCUUCUCUGCACCUUUAUACAAGCUGGCAUUUGUAUAUUUUGGAUAAAUACUUCCCCUCCAUUCCCAGAUGUGGACAUGCACUCAGUGAAUGGGGAAAUCAUACUGGGAUGUAAAGAAGGUUCAGAUAUCAUGUUUUACUGUGUCUUGGGCUACAUGGGCUUCCUGGCCAUUGUCAGCUUCAUGGUGGCUUUUCUAGCAAAGAAAUUGCCCGACACUUUCAACGAGGCCAAAUGUAUCACUUUCAGCAUGUUGGUGUUUUGCAGUGUGUGGCUGUCCUUUGUUCCAACCUACCUGAGCACCAAAGGCAAAUACAUGGUGGCUGUGGAGAUCUUUUCCAUUUUAGCCUCCAGUGCAGGGUUACUGGGCUGCAUCUUUUCUCCUAAAAUCUACAUCAUUAUAUUGAGGCCUGAACUGAACAAUAAGGGGCAACUAAUAAGGAAAAGAAAAUGA